AUGUCAGGCUCUUCGAUUUCUCUAGCAUCAGGGAGCACCAUCCGGUUCUCAUCUGUUUCUCGUCGAAGCUCGGAUUCUUCAUCGGACAUUGAACUACCUUUACUGCAGAAUGAGGCUCAGCAAGGCUCACUAUUCCCUUACAUCCAAAAUAUACCCAAAAACUCGAAUCCGAUUUCAGUCUUGAGAAAUUUCUGGGCACAAGUCAGGAUAUCAUCCUACUCAAGAGGGCAAGGUCGCCCUAGAGGUUUUAGACAUGUUGAAAUCAACGCCCUUCGAACGACGCCACUGGUUGAUGAACGGACCGGUAGACCAUUUGUGAAGAACUGGAUACGUUCUAAUAGAUAUACUCCAUUGACGUUUCUGCCGAGACAACUCUUCGCCCAAUUUUCCAAGCUUGCAAAUUUCUACUUUCUGUGUUUCGCACUCAUGCAGCUUAUUCCCGGACUCAGUACAAUUGGAAACAAGACGAAUAUCGUACCCUUGAUGAUCUUUGUUAGCAUCUCUAUGGCAAAGGAGGGGUUUGAUGAUUAUAGAAGACAUCGAUUGGACAGCCAGGAGAACCGCCAGGUGGUUCUGUCACUCGACAAGAGGACGCCCACAAUAGCUGAGUGCUUAAAUUGGCGGAAAACACAGUGGCGUUCACUGGCAGUUGGGGAUAUCAUCAGACUCCAGCGCGAUGAGGCAGUGCCGGCAGACAUUGUGCUAUUGAGUUCAACCAGUCGUGCUGGGAGCAAUAUCGCUCACGUCGAGACUAUAGCUUUGGAUGGGGAAACUAACCUCAAGAUAAAGAGGGUGGAUAAGGCCGUUGCUGAAGCGUGCGCUACACCUGCGGAUCUUGUCAACUGUUCAGUCAAGUUCAUCAUCGAAGAUCCGCAUCCGGAUCUCUCCAGCUUUAAAGGCAGGGUAACUGUCAAUGACCAAGAUUGGCCCUUGAACAACGACAAUAUUGUAUAUCGCGGCAGCGUUCUGCGAAACAUUUCCGAGGCAACCGCGAUGGUUGUAUAUUCCGGACAAGAAUGCAAGAUUCGGCUGAAUUCGAAUGGCGACGGACAGGCUCACAUAAAAGCUCCCCGUCUACAAUACAUGGUCAACAAGAUCGUUUUUGUUGUGGCAUCGUUUGUGCUGGGACUAUCAUUCUAUAAUACCUUUGCAUAUCAAAUCUGGAAAUCUGACAUCGAAAAUAAGCUAUUUUAUCUCUCUGGCGCAACUGUCUCAACUCAGGAGUCAAUUUUUGGUUUCCUUAUUAUGUUUGCUACAAUGGUCCCCCUUUCGUUAUACAUCAGCAUGGAAAUGAUCAAGCUUGCACAAAUCUUUUUCCUCAGCUCGGAUAUCGACAUGUACGAUGAAGCGUCAAACGUCCCUUGCGAAGCCAGAACGUCAACCAUCAAUGAGGAGCUAGGACAGAUUACGCAUAUAUUUUCCGAUAAAACCGGAACGCUGACCGACAACGAGAUGAGAUUCCGGAAGAUGUACGUUGCUGGAGGCAUUUGGGCACACGAAGAUGUGGGAGAUCCUAAUCAAGACCACAUUCGGGCGGCGGAACGGCCAAAUAUGUUCAAUCCCAGUUCAGAACAGCGAUCAGUGUCCGAGAGGACCAUAAAAGAAAUGAUAAGACACUUUUCUGAGAGGCCAGACUCUGCGUAUGGGCAAAAAGUAAUGAUGAUGCUGCUUUGUAUGGCACUUUGUCAUAGCUGUAUUCCAGAAAUAUCACGAGAUGGCAUUACUAUAGACUUUCAGUCAUCAUCCCCGGAUGAGCUUGCAUUGAUCAGAGCCGCCCAGACUAUGGGAGUUUUCAUGCGAAGCCGCGAUCACGACUCUAUUAUUCUAUCGCUCUCCACGUCAAAAGAUACAUCCAUCAGAACCGAGACUUACAAGGUUCUGAACGUUAUCGAGUUUUCGAAUGACAGGAGACGUAUGUCAGUUAUCGUGAGAUUCCCCGAUGGCAGGAUAUGUAUUAUUUGCAAAGGUGCCGAUUCUGUUAUCAUGGAGCGACUGAAAAUAUUGAAAACUACUAAGGAGACCGGUGUUCAAUCUCAAAGUCUAGGGGAGCAAGUCGACCAAGGUGGUAAUAUAGGGACAGUACCGCAUGGAGAUGGCCAAUUUGAUCUUGAGAAUUGCGUUUCCAGCGUCACCAGAUUUGCGAAUGAAAGCCUCCGCACUCUUCUAUAUGCGUAUCGCUUUCUCGACGACGCAGAAUAUGAAGAGUGGAGAUUGAUGUGGGAUGUAGCUACCGCAAGUCUUGACAAGAAUGAAGAGAUGACGGAUAAGGUGGCAGAGCUUAUUGAGGUCAACUUCGAGCUUGCUGGCGCGACUGCCGUUGAAGAUAAGCUGCAGCGCGGCGUGCCAGAUUCAAUCGACAAGCUCCUGCGUGCUAAUAUCAAAGUUUGGAUGCUAACUGGCGAUAAGCGAGAAACAGCGAUCAACAUCGGCCAUUCUUGUGGUCUUAUAAAAGAGAAUUCCACGAUACUGGAUCUCUCUGAUGACGAUCAGUCCGGCAAAAUAAUGGAAGCGAUUGAGUCCUACAUUUUGUCUCUCAAAUCAGCUGAACACGGCGUAGUUGUCAUUGAUGGUCAUACUUUGACAACCAUUUUCAACGAACCCAUUGGCUCUCUCAAAGCAAGAUUCUUUGACUUGGUGGUUUUAGCGGACUCCGUUAUCUGCUGUCGUACUCAGCCCAGCCAAAAAGCGCAGGUUGUGCGCGGGAUCAAAAUUCGAAUGCCCAACGCAGUUACCUUGGCUGUAGGUGACGGCGCAAAUGACAUAGCAAUGAUCCAAGAAGCCCAUGUAGGCAUUGGCAUCACGGGAAAAGAGGGCUUCCAAGCAGCCCGCAAUUCAGAUUACUCCAUUGCGCAAUUCAGAUUUCUGCCGAAGCUUCUCUUGGUUCACGGAAGGUGGAAUUAUGUCCGAACAUGUAAAUACAUUUUGGGCACGCUGUGGAAAGAGAUAGUUUUCUAUUUGAGUCAAUCUCUCUUCCAACGGUGGGUUGGCUAUAGUGGUACGAGUCUGUACGAGCCUCUGAGCGCGACUCAGUUCAACACCCUUUUCACAUCGCUAUCUGUCAUGUGCAUUGGGGUCUUCGACAAAGAUCUUGCAGCCUCUACGCUUCUAGCUGUGCCCGAGCUGUACAUAUCUAUGGGCCAGAGAGACGGUGGCUUCAACAUUUGGAUCUAUCUUGGAUGGACGGCUAUGGCUGUCUCCGAAUCGUGCAUUGUGUUUUUCUCCAUGCUCUUUCUCUUCGGAUGUGCAGAAACUACAAAAGAUAACACCCUAUUCUCAAUGGGUGAUCUCAACUUUGUCGCGGUUGUUAUUAUUGUCAGUCUGAAGCUUCUAGUACUCGAGAUGCACAACAAGUCGAUUGUUGUGGCCAUCACCAUGUUUUUGACUGUCGGGGCGCCUUUUCUCUGGAAUCUCGUAUUUGCUGCAGCCUAUCCCCUCACGACAGCUUACCGUGUACGAGGAGGCUUCUUUACGGGUUUCGGACAAAAUCCGACGUGGUGGCUGACUUUGAUUUUCAUUAUCAUUUGUGUAUACAUGUAUGAGUUGAGCAUCAGCGCAUUGAGAAAGGCGAUUUUCCCAACAGACACGGAUGUGUUUCAGGAGCUCGAGCAGGACAAGGCCUUUAUGGCUCGCUACAAUAGGACUACUGCGUUGGAGUCGGAAUGGAUCUCGAAUAGAUAUAGCGAUGAGCAGGUGGAUACUACCUACAAAGAGUAUCCAUAG
This is a messenger RNA of Talaromyces atroroseus, 3720 nucleotides long. RefSeq lists its product as hypothetical. Bases 1 to 3720 code for a protein of 1239 amino acids. Gene Ontology annotation, biological process: phospholipid translocation; intracellular protein transport; post-Golgi vesicle-mediated transport. Gene Ontology annotation, molecular function: ATP hydrolysis activity; ATP binding; magnesium ion binding. The transcript is spliced from 2 exons. NCBI's taxonomy places the organism in Eukaryota, Fungi, Ascomycota, Eurotiomycetes, Eurotiales, Trichocomaceae. Gene Ontology annotation, cellular component: plasma membrane. The record is from RefSeq and is a predicted model, not a curated record.